Saccoglossus kowalevskii is the source of this 1675-nucleotide messenger RNA. Its product is annotated as ERO1-like protein alpha. The record is from RefSeq and is a predicted model, not a curated record. Gene Ontology annotation, molecular function: protein-disulfide reductase activity; thiol oxidase activity; FAD binding. Gene Ontology annotation, cellular component: endoplasmic reticulum membrane; endoplasmic reticulum. NCBI's taxonomy places the organism in Eukaryota, Metazoa, Hemichordata, Enteropneusta, Harrimaniidae. Gene Ontology annotation, biological process: protein folding in endoplasmic reticulum.
AUGGAGCUGUAUGGAGAAGUUGAUGACUGUAGCUGUAAGGUUGACACUGUAGAUUAUUUUAAUAAUUAUAAAAUUCAUCCAAGAUUAGUUGAGUUAUUAGAAAAAAACUUUUUCAGAUUUUACAAAGUGAAUUUACACAGAGAGUGUCCAUUUUGGCCUGAUGAUGGCCAAUGUGCCUUCAAGGAUUGCUCAGUUCAUUCAUGUACACCUGAUGAGCUCCCUAAAGGUUUUAAACCAGAGAAUAAGUAUUCUGAAGAGGCCCAGCAAAGUGAUAGUGGAGCUUGUGAAUCAAAAACCAAUGAGGAGAUACAAUUGGGAGCCCUAGAUACCAGUCUGAGUGAAGAAAGUAAAGAGGCUUUUAAAUCUUGGAAAAGACAUGAUGACGAUCAAUUCAGCUUCUGUGAAAUGGAUGAUGAGUUUUCCACUCAAAUGGAGUAUGUGGACUUAUUGAUAAAUCCUGAACGCUAUACAGGGUAUAAAGGAGCUUCACCAAGACGAGUCUGGAAUAGUAUAUACAAUGAAAACUGCUUCAAACCCGAUCCAGACACACGAGAAUAUGAAGCUCUGUUAACAACAAGCAAUGUGAAAGGUAUGUGUUUAGAGAAGAGGGUGUUUUAUCGAAUGAUAUCUGGAUUACAUGCAAGCAUUAAUAUUCAUCUAGCAGCUAAAUACUUAAUACCAGAUGCAUGGGGUGGUACAAAAUGGGGUAUUAAUAUCAACGAAUUUCAGUCCCGGUUUGACCCUAAAAGCACCAAUGGAGAAGGACCACAGUGGUUGAGAAAUCUAUAUUUUACAUACUUAGUGGAACUACGUGCUAUUACUAAAAUUGCUCCACUCCUUGAAAAAGAGAAUUUUUACACAGGUGAUAAAGGGGCUGAUUUUGAGGUGAAAGUCAUGAUAUCAGAAUUACUAUCAACAAUGAAAGAGUUUCCUACACCAUUCAAUGAGAGUAAGAUGUUUCAAGGAGAUAAAAACCAAGCAUUGCAACUAAAAGAGGAAUUUCGUAGCCACUUCCGUAAUAUAUCCAGAAUAAUGGAUUGUGUUGGAUGUGAUAAGUGUAAACUAUGGGGAAAAUUGCAGACUCAAGGAAUGGGUACAGCAUUAAAAAUAUUAUUUUCUGGCAAUAUUUAUGACACAGUUACUGGUGAACCUGCAUUUUCAUUACGAAGAACAGAGAUAGUGUCUUUAUUUAAUGCAUUUGGAAGAUUAUCAAACAGUAUUAAACUUUUAGAAGAAAUACGAAACAUGACAAAGAGAUGAAAGGGUUUAUUUGUGAAGAUUAUAUGAUCAUAUCAUUUGUUAUCAGAUAAUGUGCAAUCAAUUAGUGUCACUGCUGUAAUCCAAAGCUGUUUUAUUUAAUAUUUACAAGGUGAAUGAAGAUUCGGUUUAACCAAUGUCGCACAUGUUGAAAAACAAAAGGCUAGAUCGCUUUGUUAAUAUAUUCCUUUUCAGUGGGAUAAACCUGUGUUCAUAUAUUGCAGUGGCAUUCACAUCUAUUCAUGCCCUUACCAUGGGGUUAAACCGUUAGAGACCAUAUUUAUGUAUGAUUGUGGAAUUCAGGGUCAAGAUCAGCCCUCUGACUGUAAGCCCAGCUUCACCGGGUUAAUCCUUUUACAUGUAUUUCAACUGUUGGUUUAAUUAACUCUUAAGUCGAACCCAGCGUUUUGCUACAUGU